GCAAGGCAACCUCGAUAAAGUGUCUUUAUUAAUUUAAUGAUGAUUCUUAAUAGUUGAGCUACAGCAACAGAACAAAUUUAUUCGACAGUUCAAUUUUUAAUUUAUUUUCUUAUUUAUGGGAUGUUUGUUUUGUUUAUCUGAUGAUUUAACCAGCUAUAACCAUCUCAACUCAAACAUCCAUAGGAUUCCACAAACAAUCUACAUUAACCUUAUUUAUACACUGGUUAAUUAUCUCUACAAGGCUCCUAUUUUUAUCGGUAAAUCCACUGUUGAUAUCAAUUGAAUUGAUAUCGUGUUGUUUUUUAUUAUCGCUUAGACUAUCAUAUCCGUAAAGUUUACUCCUCCAAUCCAUUCACGGGAUUAAAAAGUAUCAUAAGGUAUGAGUACAAAUAAACCGAAAAGUGUUUUGCCAUCCUGGAUGCGUUUUCAACUAGUCGAAGACAUUUUCAAUUAUGCUGUUCACUCUGUGAUUUCAUUGUUCAGCUAUUAUUUCACAUUAAUCCUGAAAAUUUUGCUCCGUAAAUGCACGGGUCUUUGUGAACUCCAACGGAUCUGUUAUAAAACAGAGAAAGGAGCUCAAAGAUCUUUAGAAGUUGAAAAAUGUAUUUACUCUUCACGACGAAAAGUGAUCCGUCGCAUUUGCGAAAAGCUAGAUGAUUUGGCCAAAAAUGGACGAUUCAACUCUAAUAACACUUGUGAAGUUGUUCGCCUAGUUGAACAUGCCGUUGAAGCCAUCUGUGUUGAAAAAGAUAUCAAACCUUCAAUUCAUCCAGAAUUUGUUACCGCAAUGAGGAUAUGUUUCUUACAAAUUUAUGGCUACAAAAAUCUACAACAUGAAAUAGAUUCCCUUCGCAGCAUACCUUUUGAUAGCACAAACCAAGAACAUGAAGAGAAACUUUUACUACUUUGGAAAACUCUGAAUCCUGAUUACCCGUUAAAAUCUAGAGUUACCAAACAAUGGACCGAGAUCGGUUUCCAAGGCGAAGAUCCUAAAACCGACUUCAGAGGAAUGGGUAUUCUUGGUCUAGAAAACCUUCUUUAUUUUGCAACUAAUUUUACUAAAACAGCUCGGUGUAUAUUACUACAUUCAAAUCAUCCCAGUCACGGUUUUCCGUUCGCAAUAACUGGAAUUAAUUUAACUUAUAUCGCUUUUACUCUUCUAAAUAACAACCGGCUUAAAACUCACUUUUACAAUAGUCAUUUCGGUACUACGUGUUUGGAAGACUUUCACAGAGUCUACUGUUAUUUAUUUUAUACAUUUGAUAAACUGUGGAUAGAAGAGAAACCAAAAGAUGUUAUGGAAUUUAGUUACAUAAAAGAAAAAUUUGUUUGUAAUCUCAACACUGAACUUGAGAAACAUGAUGCUAUUUUACGCUGGAACCCACCCGUUGAAGAUAUUUAAAGAGACUUAACUAAUUUAAAUCAAUAUAUUAAUUGAACGCAAUCAAUUCAUCGUGCAAACUGUAAGCAUCACCAUCAAUCAUGUAUAAUUUUGACCUCCUUUAUCUAGAUCGACCAAUAAAAUUAUCCCUCCAUCACCAA
This is a messenger RNA of Tetranychus urticae (two-spotted spider mite), 1542 nucleotides long. RefSeq names its product ELMO domain-containing protein 2. The record is from RefSeq and is a predicted model, not a curated record. Lineage: Eukaryota; Metazoa; Arthropoda; Arachnida; Trombidiformes; Tetranychidae. Gene Ontology annotation, molecular function: GTPase activator activity.